AAUGUCACAAUCGUAGUUUCGCCACCUCUAAUUUUUUGCUAACCACCCACAACAGCAACUGUUUUUAAAACAGCCUAAUUUAUUUAUAAAAUUCAUUAAAAAUUACUGAAUAAUGGCAGCAAAAGUAGCGAGCGGAACGAACAAGGUGUUCCAGAACCACGAUGAUGUGCACAUCUCCUUCGAGGACCAGCAGAGGAUAAACCGCUUUGCCAAGCACAAUGCCCGGAUGGACGACUUUAAGGCCGAGCUGGAAAUGAAACGCAACGAACUGAAGUGCGUGGAGGAGGCGCUAGAGGAGAUCGAGCUGUUCGAUGAGGACGAGGACAUUCCGUUCCUGGUGGGCGAGGUCUUCCUCUCGCACAAGCUGGAAAAAACCCAGGAUCUGCUGAAGGAGACCAAGGAUCAGGUGCUCAAGGAGAUAGCAGGCGUAGAAGCCAAGGCCAAGAUUAUUAAGGCGGAAAUGGACGAGCUGAAGGCCCAUUUGUACCAGCGUUUUGGUAGCAACAUCUCUCUGGAGAGCGAUGACUAAUUUACACACCCCCAUGAUUGUGCAUUUAACGAUUUACAAAAUAGAGUACAUUUAAUUUAAA
This is a messenger RNA of Drosophila rhopaloa, 590 nucleotides long. RefSeq names its product probable prefoldin subunit 4 (gene Pfdn4). The transcript is spliced from 2 exons. NCBI's taxonomy places the organism in Eukaryota, Metazoa, Arthropoda, Insecta, Diptera, Drosophilidae. The record is from RefSeq and is a predicted model, not a curated record. Gene Ontology annotation, biological process: protein folding. Bases 113 to 529 code for a protein of 138 amino acids. Gene Ontology annotation, cellular component: prefoldin complex; cytoplasm.